This is a messenger RNA of Gilbertella persicaria, 2471 nucleotides long. RefSeq names its product Metallo-peptidase family M12-domain-containing protein. Gene Ontology annotation, biological process: proteolysis. The transcript has 9 exons. Lineage: Eukaryota; Fungi; Mucoromycota; Mucoromycetes; Mucorales; Choanephoraceae. The coding region runs from base 25 to 2442 and encodes 805 amino acids. The record is from RefSeq and is a predicted model, not a curated record. Gene Ontology annotation, molecular function: metalloendopeptidase activity.
AAAAAAAGAAGUAUAUCCCAAACCAUGAAAACUUUUCAAUAUGGUUUCUUAUUAUGCAUACUCGCUUUUGUUGUGUUACCGAGAUUGACUUUAGGUCUUCAUACCCACCUUCAUCAUUUAGAGACAUUAUCUGACCUUCAAGUCGAAAUAGCACCUAGAACGCACCAUUUUUUCGAGAAAAGACAACAAUCUGCCAAUAGAGAACUUGAGCCGAAAAAAAUAGCCUUUGAUGACCAUCUUCAUAUUUCAAUCAAUGCAUAUAACCAGACACUUUAUCUUCAUCUUGAACCCAAUAUAGACUUAUUCCAUCCCGAAGCCACUGUGAUCAUCGACGGACAACAUCAAAAGAUACAUCAACAACCUUACCAUCAAAGGCCACUUGUUUAUAAAGGUGUGGUCUUGACUCCAACUUCUAAUCACAGCCUCGGUUGGGCUAGAGUUCUGGUCCGAAAUGAUUUGAUGAUACAUGAACAAGACCAUCCUAUUAUCGAAGGAGCUUUCAAAUUAAACGGGGAUUUGUACCAUAUUAAAGCUACUACAAAUUAUAACCUCGUCAAACGAUCAGACGAUGUACCAGCCACACCAGGAAAAAUGGUUAUUUAUCGAGACUCAGAUACAUCACCUGUGCUUAAAAGAGAUGAUCAUCAGCACCAUCAAUGUGGAUUCGAUAAUAUGCUUCAUCCUGCUUUAUCAAGCUCAUCUUUAGUCAAGAGAGAUGAAAGUUUCUUCAGUCAAAAUACAUUCUCAGGAUGCCCAACUACCAGAAAAAUCAAUUAUAUGGGAGCAGCCGCUGAUUGUACCUAUGUUCAAUACUACAAGAACGUUAAUAAUGCUCGCAUUCAAAUCAUUAAUAACUUCAAUAUGGCUUCUGCUGUAUUUGAAGACACAUUUAAUGUUUCGCUUGGACUGAUCAAUAUCACCAUCAUGGACACUUCUUGUCCUAGCAAAGUGGAUCCAGAAAUAGCUUGGAACCGCGCCUGUGAUGCUACUUAUGCAUUAAAUAAUCGUCUAAGUGACUUUAGUCGCUGGAGAUCCAAAAUGAAAAACGAUGGUGCCGGUCUUUGGCAUUUAAUGACAGAUUGCCCAACGGGUGUAGAGGUUGGACUUGCUUGGCUAAGACAAUUGUGUAACUCGGGUUCAGAACUACAGAUGACAGUGGAUGGUAAAGAACAAUAUGUAUCUGGUGCUGGCGUCUCUGCUGUCACUCGAGAUGAAUGGAAAGUAGUGGCUCAUGAAAUUGGCCAUGGCUUUGGUGCUAUUCAUGAUUGCUCGGCUGCUGAUUGUCCUUGCGAAGGUGCUGACUGUCAAUGCUGUCAAUUAGAUGGAGACCAGUGUCAAACAACAGGAUACUUGAUGAGUGCCAUUAGCAAUAGUUCAGCUGAAAGUUUUAGUCCUUGUUCAGUCAAGACUAUUUGUCGUGCUUUUCCUUCUGUCGCUACUUGCUUAUACGAUCCAGAACAACAGAAGCGUCCUGUUUAUACACUCAAUAGUUGUGGCAAUGGUAUUAAAGAAGAAGAUGAAGAAUGCGACACAGGUGGAGAAGACACACCUUGUUGUGAUGCCAAGACAUGCAAAUUCAAAAAAGAUGCUGUGUGCGAGGAUAAGACAGAUGGUUGUUGUCAUAACUGCCAAAUUCGACCCAAGACCCACAUGUGUCGAGCUGCUGCCACACCUUGUGAUGUGUCUGAAUACUGUACGGGCGAUUCUCCCAUAUGUCCAACUGACCGCUAUUUACGCGAUGGUACAAUCUGUGGUCUGAAUGGACUCAAAUGUGCUUCAGGACAAUGUACUUCUCGAGACGAACAAUGUCUUUCUCGAGGAUUUGUCAUGAAUAUCACUCAAUCCUGUCGAACCAACAAUGAAGAAUGUAAAUUACUGUGCAACUCACCUGACAGUGACAAAUGCCUUAUCUUCAGUGGUAAUUUCAUUGAUGGAACACCUUGUGGGUUUGGAGGAAGAUGUCAUGACGGCGAGUGUCGUAACGGAGGUGCUGUUGGUAGUAGUCUUUUAUAUCUGCGAGAACAUCUUCAAGUGGCUAUUCCUGUGAUGCUUGUUCUGUUCAUGAUCUUAUGUGCUGUUGGCUAUCUCUUGUUUUGUUAUGGAUGUUGGAGAUGCCCAGGAUAUAAGGAACGUCAAAGAAAACGAGAGUAUUACAGCAGUGAACUUCAACCACCUACAACAGGAUUGUUUGGUAAAAGGAGUAUUAAUAUUCUUUCCCGGCUUAGUUUCUCAGCGUAUCUGUACCGUGAUUCUGUUGCACCUCGAUUGCUCUUGAGUAAAGAAAAACAAUCAUUAGAGGUUCAUUCGCCACCUUUACCACCUACUUACCAUGUACCAGAAAAUAUCAAUCAUCAUCAUCAUUCACCAUCUCCCAGCCCUGUAUUAACAGCUUCUUCAAGUUAUACGAUUACUAUGGACGAAAAACUUGUUAAGAAUGAAUAAUGUAAAUAAUAUCAUGAAUACCAAAGACA